Messenger RNA from Panonychus citri (citrus red mite), 1843 nucleotides. RefSeq names its product probable serine/threonine-protein kinase DDB_G0282963. NCBI's taxonomy places the organism in Eukaryota, Metazoa, Arthropoda, Arachnida, Trombidiformes, Tetranychidae. Gene Ontology annotation, cellular component: extracellular region. Gene Ontology annotation, molecular function: chitin binding. The record is from RefSeq and is a predicted model, not a curated record.
GAAAGUAAAAUGAAGGAGGAGAGAAAGAGAAAAAAAAUUUCAGGUAACUUUUACCUGGAAUAAACUUGUUGCUUUUUAUUUAUCUUGUUAUUGUGAUUCGGUCAACAUUAAGUUGGAUUUUAAUUCUUAUCACAAUUUACUAAUUGCUACUCAAUGUUAACCAUGCACUGGAUUUAUUGGUUAAUUGUUAAUUCAUUGUUUGUACCCUAUGGAUUUAUGGUUAAUUGUCAAUCAUUAUCUUCUUCAGUAAGUGAUCAAACUAAUAAUUCAAAGUUAAUUGUUUCAUCGUCAUCAUCGUCCAAAUGUCAACCAAUUUGUUUGGAAUCAACAAUUAAUCAAGGAAAAACUGAUUCCAACAAUAAAUCGGAUAAUAUUAAGGAAUCAAUCACGACAAUUAAGGAUAAACCAAUUGAAAAGUUAAUUGUUGUUGGUGAUAAAGUUGACGGUUUACCGGAACCGAUUGUCCAAGGAAACGGAAAUGGUCCAGAAGAAAAGGUUCAAAUUGGUAAGUCGAAAAGUGAGUCGAAUGUCCAAUCAGAUUCCACUUCGACUUCGACCGAUGCAAAUGGUCAAAUUCCUUGGAAUUCAAGUCGACGAUCUAAAGCUCCAAUUCGUCCGCCCAAACUAAGAUUUGGUUCUAAACCGAUUCCGACCAAAACUCGACGAAUCUCUUAUGGCUCUAUGGUUAAACCUCGAAGUGUCGGUAAAGAUUCUGAUCUGAUUCCACUUUCGUAUAAAAAUUCAUCAUCACAGGUUGGAGGACAUGAUAUCCUUGAGAUAUCAUCAUCGGAAAAACGUACCUCACGAAUGAGAAUUGGACCUGAUGAACAAUAUUAUCAACUUACAAGUGGUAACUCUUAUUAUCGUCAUCAUCACCACCACCAACAUCAACCUAAUCCACUUGAUCACCAAUCAAAUGAGCAACCAUCUAGAGUGUUGAGAAUACGUAAUUCAGGUAUUACAGGUCAACAAAAUGAAGAGAUUUUAUCACCAUCUUCCGGAUUAUCACCACAAUCAUCAUCAUCAUCAAGUUUAUCUCCAUCGCGUGUUAAUAAUUCCUUGUUGUCAUCGUCUUCCCCUUCCAUAACACCAAAUAAUGGUGACACUCGAAGUACUUCUCGAAACAUCCCCAAGCUGUUAUUACCCAAAUUCUCACGACCUGCAAUGUACAGUUUAAACGGAUUUAUACCUAAACCCAAUUUACAACGAUUAUCAACAACAUCAACCAGUACAACUGUUAGGCCUACAUAUAAUUACCGGUUAAAUCGUAAGGAAUCAGCACGAAGCUACAAUUUGGACAAAAACAAUCAAAGAAAGUAUGAAGUUAAACAUCGUCAAAGUUUAGAGGAUUCAGAUGAUUUAAAAAUCAGCGGAAGUUCAAAUCGUUUAUCGAAACGAAAAGGAUACCUGUCAACAAGCUCUAAUAAAUUGGGAACAUCAAUUAAUCAACUAACCAGUAGCCACUCAAGAUCAAAGGUUGGACGUCGAGGUGAACCUGGUAAAGAUUUUCCAAUAAUCAAUACAAUUCCAAAAACUUCAUUUGAUUGCAAGGAUCAUAUUGGUGGAAGUGGAUUCUAUGCCGAUCCAGACGGAUGUCAAGUUUGGCAUAUGUGUCAAGGUCAUCGAAAACACUCAUUCCUCUGUCCAAACGGAACCAUUUUCAACCAGAAAUCCGGUGUUUGCGAUUGGUGGUACAAUGUCGACUGCGAGGAACCCGUGACACUUUUAACUGUCCCAAGCGAAUCGACAAUUCGACAGACCAGAAGAUCGGGUUCAUCCAGUUUAUUCGAAUCCGUAUUGAUGGACAGAAAAGAAACUUUACCAUUGAGUUAGGAAUAAGAAG